This is a messenger RNA of Sebastes umbrosus (honeycomb rockfish), 932 nucleotides long. Its product is annotated as trypsin-1-like. The record is from RefSeq and is a predicted model, not a curated record. The transcript is spliced from 6 exons. Gene Ontology annotation, biological process: proteolysis. NCBI's taxonomy places the organism in Eukaryota, Metazoa, Chordata, Actinopteri, Perciformes, Sebastidae. Bases 100 to 828 code for a protein of 242 amino acids. Gene Ontology annotation, molecular function: serine-type endopeptidase activity.
GUUUUGUUUUUGAUUGGCCAUAUUGGACCAAUCAGGCAGCUUGGAGUAGACAUAUAACAUGUAUUCAGGUGAACUGACAGGAACACACACACUGCAGCCAUGAGGUCCCUGGUUUUCAUUCUGCUCAUCGGAGCCGCUUUCGCCACGGAGGAGGACAAGAUCGUCGGAGGGUAUGAGUGCAAGCCCCACUCCCAGCCCCAUCAGGUGUCUCUGAAUGCUGGGUACCACUUCUGUGGUGGCUCCCUGGUCAACGAGAACUGGGUUGUGUCUGCUGCUCACUGCUCCAAGUCUCGUAUUGAGGUGCGUUUGGGAGAGCACCACAUCAGAGUCACUGAGGGCAACGAGCAGUUCAUCAGUUCUUCCCGGAUCAUCGAACACCCCUUCUUCAGCCGCUACACCCUUGAGAAUGACAUCAUGCUGAUCAAGCUGAGCACACCCGCCACCCUCAACCAGUACGUGCAGCCUGUGGCUCUGCCCACCAGCUGUGCCCCCGCUGGCACCAUGUGCAAAGUCACCGGCUGGGGCAACACCAUGAGCUCCAUUGAUGACGGAGACAAGCUGCAGUGUCUGGACAUCCCCAUCCUGUCUGAUGCGGACUGUGACGGUUCCUACCCCGGCAUGGUCGACCACACCAUGUUCUGUGCCGGAUACCUGGAGGGAGGCAAGGACUCCUGCCAGGGUGACUCUGGUGGUCCUGUUGUCUGUAACGGUGAGCUGCAGGGUAUUGUGUCCUGGGGUUACGGAUGUGCUGAGAGGGACCACCCCGGUGUCUACGCCAAGGUAUGUGUGCAGACCGAGUGGCUGCGCGACACAAUGGCCAGCUAUUAACUCCACCAGUCAACCUCCACUUCAGACACACUUUAUUAACUGUUCAAAUGCUAAUGUUUUUUUGCUGAAAGUUGAAGUAAAACAAAUAAAGUGUUUGAAAUGAA